AUUUUCCUACAUUCAUUUCUUUCUCUUCUUUGAUCAUCUUUACCUUGUCUGCUUAUUUUACUUUUACAGAAAUUACAAAAUAUUACUAGAACAAAACUUUGAAAAUCCGGAAAAGGAGCACCCACGAUGCCUCGACCAACCCUCGACUUCGAUGCACGAGCGGCAAGCGAACCACUCCUCCGCACUACCAACGCUGCACGCAGACAUCUUACAAGCUUCUGGGAGGGAUUUGUCGAUUUCGCAUUCAAUGAUAAUGUUCUGCACGUUGCUAUUGGUUUGAUGUACGCAUUCCCUCUCAUCCUAAUCCAUCACUUCUAUUUCCCUAGUGUCCAACGCACUCCACAUGUGACCAUCUUCCUCAAAAACUCACAAACAUACAGAAUAGCGCAAUCUUUCACAACUUUAAUCACCUCGCUGGUGUCAUCCGUUCUUCUUCCACCGCUAUCUCUACUUCCAUUUUUGAACAAAAAUUUGGAUGAGAAAUUCGCUGUUCUGAGACCUGGUCCCCACUAUGGCGGUACUUUGCACAACCAUACUGAAAUUGGCGGUGGAGUAGGCGAGGGCGUGGAAGGAAAUGGUACUGUGGUUGUACAGAUGGGUAUUGAAUUCUUGUAUGGGGCGGGAUAUAACACGCUGAAGCAGGCGUUGGAUGAUGGGGCUAUUGUUUUGGCUUGGGGGUGCGUUGUUCCAUUUGCUUCUUUCUAUCCUCUACACUUUCUUUCGUCAUUCCUCUAUUUCCGCUACCUCAUUUUCGAGCUCCAAGCUAUUUUCAUCCCCCGACCCUUUCUUUUCCCUCACCAACUAGACUAAUGUGACUCCCAGCUCUUUCCUAAACAACGUAAUAAACUUCAUAGGCGUCGGUCUCGCACUAUACGGCAUCGCCGUUCUCUACCAAUAUUUCAGCCAAGAUAAUGCUAUAAUCAAACAUAAUGUCCGCUGCAAAUAUUGCCGCAAGAAGAUUUUCGAGAAGGUUUGUUCCCUUCUUCUUUCCCCCCCUCUUUCAUUCCCUCCUCUUUGAUAUCCCCUUUUCAAAUCUCUACCUUUUCCCUCCUCCACCCCAAUCUCCUUUCCUCCCUCAAUCUCCUUUCCCCCCUCUUCCAAUCCCUCAUAUUCCCCUUCAUAAUCUAUCCCGUCCAAAAACAAAAAUUCUAACAACGCCAGGCACUCCGAUGCGUAUUCUGCAGCUCAUGGCAAGACGGCCGCGAAGAUCUUCCUCCCACUCCUCCUGCUCCCGCUGCUCCCAGAUAAUCUUUCUCCCUCCCCUUUCCUUCCCUCCCCUUCUACAUUACUUCUCACCUACGACAAUAAAAUGCGAACAAGAUUAUGGAAUUGGUAAAUCGGUAAAUUGUUACUCGAGAGUAGAACAGAUGAUGAGGCGUUAUACAUAGGUACAGAUGUAUGCUGUAUGAAACCAUGCGACGGAGUUUAGUGAUGAUAAAUUGACAAUGGAGCGCGGUGUUAAGACGGAAGGGUUGCUUUUGGCGGUUUGAUUAUGGGGAUGUUCAAAAGCGUGGGAGUUUAAGGGCUGCUGCUUACUUAAAAAUUGAAAGAUUAAAACUUUGCAUU
Messenger RNA from Sclerotinia trifoliorum, 1566 nucleotides. NCBI's taxonomy places the organism in Eukaryota, Fungi, Ascomycota, Leotiomycetes, Helotiales, Sclerotiniaceae. The record is from the annotation of a GenBank genome assembly.